CGUGUAGUUGGUUAGUGUGUUUUUGUUGUGUGUCAUGCAAGAAAGUUGACUAAAGGUAUAAGCUAUCUGAACAUUAUGUUAUAUUUAUAUAAAAAAGAAUUAACCGUUUUAUCGGUUACACAAUGACAAAAUGUGAACAAUUUUUUAAAUCUUUCGUAACGAUGUAUGAAUUGUAUGAGUGAUUGAAAUGUACAUAAAUUUACUUAUAUGUAUAUUCCAUUUAUAAAUUAUUAUAAUUAAAUUCUUUAGAUUUAUAAAGUUUAUUUGGAGCAAUAUUAUAUAAAUAUAAGAAUGCCACUCUCUAAUAGUAAUAAAGAAGAUAUGGAACCAAAUAUGAGUGAUAUAAGUGCAGACUUUGCUUGUCUAAAAGUAUCUGCUUUAGGAAAAGUUUCGCGUAUAUCCGGUGAAAUCGAUCGGAUUACGAUUGGUCCUAAUUCAGAUUCAAGCAAGAGUGAUUUAAAAAAAUUGGAAAAUAUUGAAAAUGAACAAAAUUCUUGCAAUGUCAAAACACCACAGAAAACUAUGGAUGAAUGGAACAAUAAGAUUUCAACACAGAGUGGUAUUAUAUUUUCAAUAAAAAAGAUAUUAUUGGAAGAGGAGUUACAAAGAAGAGAGAAAGUCAGGAAAGAAGUACAGCGUAAAUGGCAACACAUGGAAGAGAAUGGAACUGCUAUACAGAAACAUAUUUCCCUUUCGCGUUCGAAUAUGGCACAAGAAAGAGAGCGCAAAAGUGCACAAAAAUAUGCCGAUAUAUUAGCCGAGGAGGAACGUAUCGCGGAACAAGAAGAAAUAAGGAGAAAACACGAGCAACAGUUACACGCUCAAAGAGCUCAAGAACAAAAUGAAAAGAUGAAACGUGAUAUGGAGGAAUGUAGAAGGAAAUUGAAAGAGAAGGAAGAAUUGAUAAAAAAGAUAGUUAUUCUUAGGCACGAAUUUGAAGUUAAAUAUUAUGACAUUGUAAUUCUAUCCAAAAAUUUUAAAGACAAAAAUGCUAUAGCAAAUUUUUUUAUUAUGCAUUCGGUCGUUCUAAAACAACUCCAUCGACAAAUUGAAUCUUUGGAUGAAAAAAUUAAGAAAGGAGAUUUGGCGCCUACAGAUCUUUAUAGCGCAGAAACAGCGGUACAACAGAUAGGUGAAAUUUUAUCCUCGUUAAAGGUAGAAUUAGAUAGGAUAACUGCUGAGAAGAUAAUUCCAGUGUCGAAUGCAAAUGUACAAAGUACAGAAUUGAUUCAGAAAGAACAAUCCAAGUCAGAAGAAGUUGUAAAAAUUUAUGACGUUUCAACUGCAGAUCAAAUCAAUAACGAUAAUGUCAACGAAAACGUGGGCAAUGAUAAAGCUCAAGAGAUUGUUCCAGGAAGUGUUCCAGAAUCUGUUCCAGAGCCUGUACCAGAGAUUGUUCCGGGAACUGUUCCAGAAUCUACUCCUGAAACUGUUCCAGAACUAAUACCAGAAAAUGUUCAAGAAACAGGUCAAACAAUAGAAACAUCCACAAAUCAUCAAGGCAAUUCUGAAGAUACUUCAUCAACGUCGACUGUGCCAUUACAAGAAAUAGAAAAUAAUAUAUAUAAAUAUGUCGAUAAAGAAUCAUUACAAAUAUAUAUUCAUAGUCAAGAAAUUUUGGAGAAUUAUGCCAAAAAUUAUAAUGAAUUUUCACGAUCGCCCAGUACAAAAAAAUUUAGGUUCGAGUGUCAAAAGGCAAUAAAUAUUCCUGUAAACGCAAUUUCUGUUAUUAACGAACAACAUCUUAAAGAUAAAUAUGAAAGAUUACACAAUCUUCUUAUUGGAAGAUCAUCUCCAAAUGUAGGACAGCAUCCGCAAGGAGCAGCAUUUUGUAAAGAUGUUUUAGCCAAAAAAAUAGUAAAUCAAGGAGAGACACUUGUUUCGAGCAAACCAAAAAUGGCAUUUGCUAUAGCUACAAUAAUCGUAGCUCUUUGGAACGAUCACGGCGAUUUUGGUGAAUUACUUUUGGCACAUUUUCACAAAACUUGUCCCUUUACGGUUCCUGUAUUUAUGCCGAAAAGAGAAGGACAAACCAAUGAAGAAUAUUUCAAGUCAUUGGGUUAUAAGUAUUUCGAAAAUGGAAGUGUAGAAAAACAAGAUAAAUUUUUGAAAAGGAUGUCUGGAUUAAUGAGAUUGUAUAUUUCUAUAACUGUAACAUCUCAAAGAAAAGGAAUUACGAAGAAACAUCCUUAUGGUUUACGACAUACAUGGAGAUGGCUUGCAACUGUAUUGAAUAGUGAAUCUCAACCAAACACAUCAGAUCUUCGUGCCACUCUUAUUUUGGAUGUAUUGGAAGUUGCAGGAAAUUCACUUUGGAAUGUUUAUCCUAAACAAUUUCAUAAGAUGUUAAUGUUAUUAGCUAAUGAAUAUUAUCCUCGUAUACAAAAUACGGAUGGUAUUAGUGACGGACCAUUAGUACGUUUAGAAGAAUUCUUAAAAAACACAUUAGCAAGGGGUUCUAUACCACCUCCAGAUGGAUAUCUUGCUCCUAACUUUUGGUAACUUUUGAUAGAUAAAUUCGUUUUGCGUAAUUCUUGUGCAUUGUAUGUAUCAUAAUUUCUAUUUAAAAAGAAAAAAAAAAAUAAAUAAAUAAAAUAAAAUAAAAUAAAAUAAAAAUAAAAAAAAAAAAA
This is a messenger RNA of Vespa crabro (European hornet), 2630 nucleotides long. RefSeq names its product mRNA export factor GLE1 (gene Gle1). NCBI's taxonomy places the organism in Eukaryota, Metazoa, Arthropoda, Insecta, Hymenoptera, Vespidae. Gene Ontology annotation, molecular function: phospholipid binding; translation initiation factor binding; inositol hexakisphosphate binding. Bases 292 to 2502 code for a protein of 736 amino acids. The record is from RefSeq and is a predicted model, not a curated record. Gene Ontology annotation, biological process: poly(A)+ mRNA export from nucleus; regulation of translational initiation; regulation of translational termination. The transcript has 8 exons. Gene Ontology annotation, cellular component: nuclear pore cytoplasmic filaments; cytoplasm; nuclear pore.